GGCGUGCUUUAACUGCUGAAAAAAGCUCCAUCUUCUUUCUCUCUCUUCUGAGACACUCUGUAAAUAUACAGUGUGCCCUCUUUCUCUCUCCUCCCUAGUCUUCUUCUCUUAUUUUCCCUGCACAUUUUCUCUAUCUUCUUUCUCUCUCUACAUUUUCUCUACAAAACGUGUGUAAAUAAAUUUUUAGGAGGGAAAAUUUUUACUUUUGUUUUUACUACAUCACCCAGAGAAAUUUACUAUAAAGUAUAAGUACAGAGAAGAAAAAAAGAGCAAAAAAAAAUAAAAUUUGUAUGAUCUUGAGAUUUGGGUCAGAAGAAAAAAUUUCCAAAGUUCUGAAAUUUCAGAGGAGAGAGAAAGAUAAGAAGUAAUGGUAAAGGCGGCUAAGAGUUAAAUACGUGGUGAUGUGGUCUGAAAAUGAGAUGGGUUUUGAGGGGACAUGUUAUUUAUUACACCCAUAUGUAAAAAAGUUGGGAAAUUUAAUUGAUUUGGUUGGUAUUUUUUGGUUUGGAUAAAGAGAAAUUGAAUUGAGCUGGGUUUUUGCUGUUUCUCAUUAAGUUGUGUUUGGAGAGAGAAAAACAGGGGAAAAAAGCAGGGGAUUUGCUUGUUGGUGAGGGUUUUUGAGAGAAAAAAGUUAUUGGGUUUGUUUGUUUAAGGGAGAAAUUUUGUGGGUUUUCUUUGUUUUUUGAGAAUAUUCAAGAUUUUUUGUGGGAAAAUUUGUCCAUUUAAUUUUAAGAAAGAGCAGUUUAUUAUUCUUUGAGUGAAGAAGAUGAAGUUCAUGAAACUGGGUUCAAAGCCUGAUACUUUUCAAUCUGACGGUAGCUGUAUCAGAUAUGUCUCCUCUGAUCUUGCCACUGAUGUUGCUGUAAAUAUCGGUGAAGUGAAGUUCUAUCUUCACAAGUUUCCUCUACUUUCAAAGAGCAGCCGCCUCCAAAAGCUUAUAGUGAAAGCUGAUGAAGAAAAAAGCGAUGAAGUUGAUUUGGCUGAUUUUCCUGGCGGACCAAAAGCUUUUGAUAUUUGUGCCAAAUUCUGCUAUGGGAUGACUGUUACUCUCAAUGCUUAUAAUGUCGUCGCUGCACGUUGUGCUGCGGAGUACCUUGGGAUGACUGAGGAUGUAGAUCGAGGAAAUCUUGUAUAUAAGAUUGAGGUUUUCCUGAAUUCCAGUAUAUUCCGCACUUGGAAAGAUUCAAUCAUCGUCCUUCAAACUGCUAAAUCUCUAUUGCCAUGGUCUGAAGAUCUGAAGAUUGUGGGGAGAUGCAUAGACUCAAUUGCAUCCAAGACCUCGGUAGACCCUACAAAAAUCACUUGGUCUUACACACACAACAGAAAAUUGGCUAUGCAAGACAGGAUCAUUGAGCAUGAUACUAUGGAAUCAGUUCCCAAAGAUUGGUGGGUUGAAGAUAUAUGUGAAUUAGAUGUCAACAUGUACAAGCGAGUUAUGAUUGCUAUAAAGUCAAAGGGAAGAAUGGAUAGUUCUGUGAUUGGGGAGUCUCUGAAGAUCUAUGCUAUCAGAUGGCUGCCAGAUUCUAUUGAUGCUCUGCUCUCUGAUGAUCAUAUCCAACGAAAUAAAUCCUUGGUCGAAACAAUUGUAUGCUUGUUACCACCUGAUAGAUCGAUGGGUUGUUCUUGUAGCUUCUUGCUUAAGCUAUUAAAAAUUGCAGUUCUAGUUGAAGCAGAUGAUUCAGUCAGGGAAGACUUGGUGAGGAAAAUUAGUAUGAAGCUUGAUCAGGCAUCAGUGAAGGACCUUUUAAUCCCAGCAAGGCCUCCCCAAACUACUGUUUAUGAUGUUGAGCUGGUUUUGUCCAUUGUGAAAAGAUUCGUGCUGCAGGAAAAAAGCUGUUGGGAUUUAAACAUUUAUGCAAAUAACGAAAAGGGUGAACUAGAGUUAGGUCUAAACCAUGGGUCUUGGUUGAAUAUUGGUGGACUGGUUGAUGCAUAUCUCACAGAAAUUGCUUCUGAUCCAAAUGUGUCCCCGUCGAGCUUCAUUGAGUUGUCGAGAUUGAUACCCGAGUCAGCAAGACCAAUCCACGAUGGAUUGUACCGGGCUGUUGAUAUGUACUUGAAGGAUCAUCCGGACUUGACGAAAGCAGAAAAAAAGCAAAUAUGUGGGCUGAUGGAUGUUAAAAAGUUUACUAUGGAUGCAUCAAUGCACGCAGCACAAAACGAGCGGCUUCCACUCCGACUUGUGGUCCAAGUUCUGUAUUUUGAGCAGAUGAGGUCAGCUAGCACAACUCAAACCCUUAAUAGAACUUCCAACAACACUUCAUCUUCCACACCCAAUGAAGAGGAAGAAUGGGAUCAAAGAACCUUAGAAAGCUGCAAAUCACUGAGGAAACAGAUAGACAAAGUGAAGAUUGAGGACAAUGAGGAGGUUCAGAAAAACGGCAAAAUCAUGGCUAAGAAAAACAACAGUAAAAACAGUCGGAGUGGAGCCCAGUUGCUUCCUUCUCGAUCAAGGAGGAUAUUCGAUAAGCUGUGGGGUUUAGGAAAGGGGAACGGCGAGAGCAAGAGCUCUGAAACGAGUGGGAGUUCACAGUCACCAACUACUUCAAUAGUUCCGGGUGAUACUAAGUCUUCUGGUUCGAGUUCGAGACACAGGAGGCAUUCUAUCUCUUAGAACCUGAUGUGCUAAGGAGAUCUGAUGAAGUUUAAAGUGUAAAAAGUUGUAGUAGGAUUAACUUUUUCUUUUUCUGCUUAGUUAAUGGGUGAUAUGUUUUAAAAAAAAUCAGGGGAUUAAGGUGAUAUAACUAACAAAAAGGCCCUCUCUAAGUGCAAAAAAUGUAAUCAGUUCCUUUUGUAAGUGUCUUUUAUGAUGCCACCAACUUGGGCCUUAAUUUAUUGUUGUCUGAAUUAA
Messenger RNA from Beta vulgaris subsp. vulgaris (sugar beet), 2851 nucleotides. RefSeq names its product BTB/POZ domain-containing protein NPY1. The record is from RefSeq and is a predicted model, not a curated record. Gene Ontology annotation, molecular function: protein binding. Lineage: Eukaryota; Viridiplantae; Streptophyta; Magnoliopsida; Caryophyllales; Amaranthaceae. The coding region runs from base 767 to 2614 and encodes 615 amino acids. The transcript has 4 exons.